Coregonus sp. 'balchen' is the source of this 33047-nucleotide messenger RNA. The record is from the annotation of a GenBank genome assembly. NCBI's taxonomy places the organism in Eukaryota, Metazoa, Chordata, Actinopteri, Salmoniformes, Salmonidae.
AUGGAGAGAGGAGGAGGAGAGAGACAACCUGAGAGAGACGGAGAGAGAGAGGAGGCAGGACGAAAGAGUGAGGAGGAGAGACGGGAGACGAGAGAGCUGAGAGGGGGGGAGGGAGGGGAGGACGAGAGGACACCGAGAGGGGGAAUAGAAGCGGAGAGAAGGAGAGGGGGGGGUGGGGGAGGGAGAGAAAAGAAUGAGAGAUCUGAGAUGGGAGACGGGGGAGGGAGAGAGGACGGAUGGGAGGGCGGAGGCGGGGAGGAGAGAGAGAGCAGGGGGAGGGGGAGGGAGAGCGAGAGAGAGGGAGAGAGAGAGAGAGGGGGGGGAUAGGGAGAAGAGAGGAGAGGGAGGAGAAGAGAGAGAGGGUGGAAGAGAGAGGGGGAGGGAUGAUAGACCGAGAUUUUUCUUUUUCUUUUUUUUUUUUUUUUAGGAGGAGAGAGAGAGAGAUGAGAGAGGAGAGAGACGAGAGAGAGAAGAGAGAGAGGAGAGGGGGGGGGGAGGGGAGAGAGCGAGAUGAGAGGAUGAGAGAAGGGACACGUGUCUUUGAUGUUUUAAGCUUAAAAAACACAGAGCUUAAGCUGAUAACCUUGGUGGAAGAGAAACGUUGCACACUGCCUCUUUUUACACCAAACACAAACACACACACACAGGGCCAUUUUCCCCCAUGUUUAAAUGUCAGUUCCUCUUUUAGAUCCGUGGAUAAGUUGUGGUUUUAAGAACGGGUUUCUUCUGCAUUUAGAGUUUAAUUGUUGUCCUUCCUCUCUGUCUAUCUUUCCCUGUAUCCAUCUCUUCAUCUAUCUACUAAAUAUCUCGCUAACUAUACUUUCUUUUUUCUAUAUCUUUCCGUCCUGAACUACCCAACUCUCUCCCUUUCUCUCGACAUCUCUCCCUCCCUCCAUUUCUGUCUCAGUCGUCCUGCUGGGGUCCCUGUGACAUAACAUAAAUCCUCAUGCUGAAGCAGACAUAUGGAUGUUCCAUCCUCAUUGGCUACAUCAAAGAUUUCACUGCACCAUAGUGUUAGGUUCAUUACUCCUAGGGUUCAAACACUGAUUUUUCUCUACCUCCUCCGGGGGGGAGAAAGAGAAGAGUAAGAGAAGAGAGAGACGCGAAGAGAAGAGAAGAGACAGAGAGAGAAGAGAAGAGACGAGAAGGAGAGAGAAGGAAGAGAAAGAGAAGAGAAGAGAAGAGAAGAGAAGCGAAGAAAGAAAGAAGGAAGAGAAGAGCAAGCGAAGAGGAACAGAGAAGAGCAGAGAAGGAAGGAGAAGCAGAAGAGAAGAGAACGAGCAGGAGAAGAAAGGAGACGAGACAGCAGAGAGCAAGGAGAAAGAGAAGAAGAGAAGAGAAGCAGAAGAGAGGAGAAGAGAAGUACCCCCUCUCCUCUCCUCUCUAUCCUCUCCUUACUCAAUUUCAAUUUCAAUGAGGGCUUUAUUGGCAUGUGAAACGUUUUUUUAACAUUGCCAAAGCAAGGAAGUAGAUAGUAAACAAAGUGAAUUAAAACAAUAAAUAUUAACAGUAAAAAUUACACUCAGAAAAGUAGUUCAAAAGAAUAAAGACAUUUCAAUGUUCAUAUUAUGUAGUAUUGAUACAGUGUUGUAACAUGUGCAAAAUAGUUAAAGUACAAAUGGGAAAAUAAAUAAACAUAAAUCUGGGUUGUAUUUACCAAUGGUGUUUGUUCUUCACUGGUUGCCCUUCCUUUUCUUGUGGAAACAGGUCACAAAUCUGCAGCUGUGAUUGGCACACUGUGGUUUUUCACCCAGUAGAUAAGGGAGAGUUUUAGCAAAUUGGGUUUGUUUUCAAAUCUUGUGGAUUCACUGUAAUCUGAGGAAAUAUGUGUCUCUAAUAUGGUCAUACAUUGGCAGGAGGCUUAGGGAAGUGAGCUCAGUUUCCACCUCAUUUGUGGGCAGUGGCACAUUAGCAUGUCUUCUCUUGAGAGCCAGUCUGCCUACUCUCCUCUAUCCCUUCCUCCCUCCUCCUCUCUUUUUCUCCUCGCCCUCCCUCUUCUCCGACUCCUCUCCUCUCUCUCCUCUACUCUCCUCUCCCUCCAUCUCCUCCCCUAUCCUCCCUCUCCUCUCCUUUCUUUUCUGAUAACAUUCCACUUCCCCAGUCAUUCUCCUAGUCCUUUUGCCGUCCUCUCCCAGUCCUUCUCCCGUCUUUCCUAGUCCUUCUCAAGUCCCUCUACCAGUCCUUCUCACUGUCCUUCUCAUGUCCUUCUCCAGUCCUCUCCCCCGUCCUCUCUUGUCCCUUCUCCAGCCCUUCUCCCAGUCCUUCUCCCAGUCCAUCAUCCUGUCCCUCUCCCAGUCUUUCUCCCUGUGCUUCUCCCUGUCCUUCUCCCAGUCCUUCUCUCAGUGCUUCUCGCUGUCCCUCUCCCUGGUUUUCUCCCGGUUCGCUCCCAGUCCUUCUCCCAGUCUUUCUUUCAGUCCUUCUCUCAGUUCUUCUCUCAGUUCUUCUCCCAGUCCUUCUCUCAGUCUUUCUCCCAGUCCUUCUCCCUGUCCCUCUCCCAGUCCUUCUCGCAGUCCUUCUCUCAGUCCUUCUCCCUGUCCUUCUCCCUGUCUUUCUCUCUGUACUUCUCCCUGUUCUUUUCUCUUUACUUCUCUCUGUCCUUCUGUCCAUCUCUCAGUCCUUCUCUCUGUCCACACAGUAUUUGACUACUUCUCUUGAGGUCAGUCAGACCAAAAUACAUCCUCGAGUCCUACAAACCACAAACAAAAACAAUAUGAUUUAGAUGGUAAGGUAAACUCUUGUGGGGGAUAUUCAAAUUCAAAGGAGUUUUACAGGCAAGGUCAGUUUUGGAACGGUGUAAAGCUGCUAGGCACCAGGAUCUCCACUGUCAGCUCAUCUGUUCUCCCUUUGUAUGACACUGCUGCUUCCGUGUGGCCAUUCAUAGACAUUCCACCUUCAACCACUGCUGCCCCAGUGUGGCCAUUCAUAGACAUUCCACCUUCAACCACUGCUGCCCCCCUGUGGCCAUUCAUAGACAUUCCACCUUCAACCCCUGCUGCCCCAGUGUGGCCAUUCAUAGACAUUCCAAUUUCAACCACUGCUGCCCCCCUGUGGCCAUUCAUAGACAUUCCACCUUCGACACCCACAGCCACCCAAGUAGGCCUAAUACAUAUAGCACCUAACUCAGUCAUGCUGCAUGUAAAAGGGUGCAUGACUAUGUCGUUUUACCACUGCUAUGAAACAUCAUGAAUCAGACACUUGGUUCGUUCAGAUAAAUAACAGACUACUUUAAUUAAACACGUUUAGACUUUGUUAGGAUCCAAAGACAUGCUGCAGGUUUUUCGGACAGGUAAUUGCUAUUGGUCAGACUGACCUUUGUGUAGUGAAGAUUUUAGCAAUGUUAACAUUUACAACACAAAGGUUAAUGGGAGAGACUGAAGACGGAGUGAAGGUCACAGUAAUGGGAGAGACUGAACACGGAGUGAAGGUCACAGACGGUUUCUUCUUCUCCAUCCACACACACACAACUUUCACAAACUUCAAAACAAUCUUUACACAAUGUUCUCAGAUUAGGGAAGCAAGGUUUUGGGUCAAUUCCAUUUCAAUUCAAUCAAUUUAAGAAGUACAUUUACAUGCCAAUUCCAAUUUUGGGUAGGCCUACAUGAAUGUAUAAGUACAUGAAUUUGGUGGAUGGAAUGCAAGUUGAUAUGAAGAGUUCAGGAAAUGACUGGAUUAAUUAAAUGACUGGAUACAACCUCUUCAGAGUUAAUCAUGUGGUGUCUGAAUUCUGAUUUGUAAAUGUCAUCAUAUUACUUUCACUGAUCUAUCUCUUUGGUCAGAGAAACCCCCAUACCAAGAAAGACAGGGCUGUUGUAGAGCAGUUUGAGAGCUUCAAGUUCCUUGGCAUCCACAUCACUAAGGACUGGUCCACACUCACCUGCACAGUCGUGAAGAGGGCACGGCAGAGCCUCUUACCUCUCAGGAGGCUGAAAAGAUUUGGCAUGGGGCCCUCAGAUCCUCAAAAAGUUUUACAGUUGCACCAUCGAGAGCAUCUUGACUGGCUGCAUCACCACUUUGUAUGGCAAAUGCACCGCCCUUGACCACAAAGCGCUACAGAGGGUGAUGCAGACAGCCAGUUACAUCACUGGGGCCGAGCUCCCUGCCAACCAGGAACUCUAUAUCAGGCGGUCAGAGGAAGGCCCGAAAAAUUGCCAAAUACUCCAGCCACCCAAGCCAUAGUCUGUUCACUCUACUACCGUCCAACAAACGGUACCGGAGCAUAGGCCCUCAGACCAACAGGCUCCUAGACAGCUUCUACCCCCAAGCCAUAAGACUGCUAAAUAGUUAAUGAAUGGUACCCAAACUAUAUGCACUGACUAUCUUGCACUGACCCUACGCACACUCACUAUACAGUAUAUACACACCAUAUACACACUCACUCACACACACUACAUUGACACUCUCACACAAAACCCACACACAUUCACAUACACCACAUACGCACACACACACAACACACACGUAUACCGACACAACAAAAACACACAUACAUACACACUAUGUUACUAUUACUAAACUCUGCAUCUUUGGGAAGGGCUCGUAAAGCAAGCAUUUCACGGUAAAGUCUACACCAGCUGUAUUCCGUGCAUGUGACAAAUAACAUUUGAUUUGAUUUGAUUUGGAAGGGAGUUAGAAGCUGUACAUUUCCACAAUGACCACUAGAUGGCACUGCAGACUGCUAGAGAGCACCACUGAGACUGGGCAAUAAUGACUGUUCCAAAUGGCACUCUAUUGCCUACAUAGUGCACUACUUUUGACCAGGGCCCAUUAUUCCCUACAUAGUGCAUGACGUAUGGGUAAAAAGUAGUGCACUAUAUAGCGAAUAUCCACUGUCCAGCCAUGCCGUAGGUAAUUGCAGGGGCCAUCCACUGUCCAGCCAUGCCGUAAGUAAUUGCAGGGGCCAUCCACUGUCCAGCCAUGCCGUAUGUAAUAGCAGGGGCCAUCCACUGUCCAGCCAUGCCGUAUGUACAUAAUAGCAGUGGCCAUCCACUGUCCAGCCAUGCCGAAUGUAAUAGCAGGGGCCAUCCACUGUCCAGCCAUGCCGUAUGUAAUAGCAGGGGCCAUCCACUGUCCAGCCAUGCCGUAUGUAAUAGCAGGGGCCAUCCACUGUCCAGCCAUGCCGUAUGUAAUAGCAGGGGCCAUCCACUGUCCAGCCAUGCCGUAUGUAAUAGCAGGGGCCAUCCACUGUCCAGCCAUGCCGUAUGUAAUAGCAGGGGCCAUCCACUGUCCAGCCAUGCCGUAUGUAAGCAGGGCCAUCCACUGUCCAGCCAUGCCGUAUGUAAUAGCAGGGGCCAUCAAUGUCCAGCCAUUGCUGUAUGUAAUAGCAGGGGGGCCAUCCACUGUCCAGCCAUGCCGUUAUGUAAUAGCAGGGGCCAUCCACUGUCCAGCCAUGCCGUAUGUAAUAGCAGGGGCCAUCCAUUGUCCAGCCAUGCCGUAUGUAAUAGCAGGGGCCGUCCACUGUCCAGCCAUGCCGUAUGUAAUAGCAGGGGCCAUCCACUGUCCAGCCAUGCCGUAUGUAAUAGCAGGGGCCAUCCACUGUCCAGCCAUGCCGUAUGUAAUAGCAGGGGCCAUCCACUGUCCAGCCAUGCCGUAUGUAAUAGCAGGGGCCGUCCCACUGUCCAGCCAUGCCGUAUGUAAUAGCAGGGCAUCCACUGUCCCAGCCAUGCCGUAUGUAAUAGCAGGGGCCAUCCACUGUCCAGCCAUGCCGUAUGUAAUAGCAGGGGCCAUCCACUGUCCAGCCAUGCCGUAUGUAAUAGCCUGUAAUACAGUCCUCUGGGAGAUGUACAUGUUCUAAUCAAAAUGAGGAAUGUCGUCAGCUAAUGGAUGUACAGUAUGUGCUCUGUACAGGGGGUUUAUUCCGGCUGAUUGCUAUUGGGUCUGUUCAGACGUGGUACACUAUUCUCUAUAUAGUGCACUAGUUUUGACCAAAGCACCAUUGGCCAUUGUAUAAAGGGAAUAGGGUACCAUUUGGAACAAAACAUUAAAACAUGAAGGAAAAAUAUUAGAAAACUAUAUACUGUACAGACAAAUUACAGUAUUUAAAAAAGGACAAUAUAUAUUAUCAAAACCAAUAUAAUUAUUUCACUAAAUUGUUUUGAAGAAUAAAUAAAUAAUUGUAUUUUGAGACAUUCAAGUGUUACAUCAUCUGUCCCUGACCUCAGAAUGCCAAUAUCCCAAAAUCCCCUCAGUGCAUUGAUUAAAUAAUGCAUCAUACACUAUCUUCAUGAGCAGCACAGCACAGCCGGCAGUGUAUUUGGUGGCUCUUCCACAAGUUUCCCUGGAACAUAAUAUUAACUAAUGAAGAGAAAAAGGGGGAAGGAGGACUUAUGGGGCCCCCUUCCGUAGAAUUAAAAAAGGGGCCCCCCUGGGAAACCCCCCUUAAUAACAGGCCCCCCCAGCCCGCCGAUGUAAUGGGGGCCCCAAAUUUUCCCCAAAAACCUAUUAAAAGGGGGGCCCCCUACCCCGGGGAAAAGGGGGCCUAAAGCCUUGGCAGGGGCCUCCCUGUCCCCCCGGGGCCUGUUCGUCCUCUGGAAGGGAAAUGUUUUUAAAAAAGGGGGGGGGGAAAAAUGGUUUUGUGCUCUUACCGGGGUUUUUUCCCGGGUUUCUUUUGGCUGCAAAGUGGCCCCCCUUUUCUUGUCACUUUUUCCAAAAUUUUUCCAUUGUUAAAAAUAACCUUUUUCCUUUCUAAAAAAAUUUUCUAUUCCCUUCUUACAGAUUUUAAAAAAGCAAAAAUCAAAACCUUUUUUAAAAAUUUUUCAUUUGGAAGAAUAAAAAAAUUGAUUUUGAACAAAAGGAUCCUUCCCUCCCCGUCCUCCCCCCUCCCCCCCAUUUUUUUUUUUUUCUAAACAAACCCGGGGGGGGGGCCCCCUUUUUUUGGGUUUAAAACUUCCCCGGGGAAAAUUUAAAUUUAAAAAAGGAAAAAAAAAAUUUUUUUUUUCUCUUGGGGGGCCCCCCCGGGGGGUUUUUGGGGGGUUCCCGCCCCCGUCCCUCUUCCCCUUUGUCCUCUCCCCCCUUUUCCCUUUUUUCCCCCCCCCCCCCCCCCCCUUUUUCCCCCCCUCGGGGGCCUCCCCCGGGGGGGGGGGGCCCCCUUUUGGGGGUUUUUUUUUUUUUUUUUUUUUUUUCUCCCCCUUUUUUUUUCCCCCUUUUUUUGGGGGGGGGGGGGGGGGGGGGGGGGGGGGGGGGGGGGGGGCCCCCCCCCCCCCCCCCCCCCCCGGGGGGGGGGGGGGGGGGGGGGGGGGGGGGGGCCCCCCCCGGGGGGGGGGGGGGGGGGGGGGGGGGGGGGCCCCCCCCCCCAAAAAGGGGGGGGGCCCCCCCCCCCCUUUUUGGGGGGGGGGGGGGGGGGGGGGGUUUUUUAAAAAAAAAAUUUGGGGUUUUUUUUCCCCCCCCUUUUUUUUCCCCCCCCCCCUUUUUUCCCCCCCGGGGGGGGGGGUUUUUUUUUCUUUUUUUUCUCCCCCCAAAAAAAAAACCCCCCCCUUGGGGAAAAAUUUUAGAAAAACACUUAAAGUUUUACCUCCACCCCCCCCCCCCCUUUAAACCCCUUUUUGGGGGAAAUAGUUUUCCCCCCCCCCCUUUUCCCCCCCUUUAAAGGUUUUUUUCCCGUAAAAAAAGGGGGGGGAAAGGGGGGGUUAAAGGGGGGAGGGGGGGAGGGGGAAAGAAAUGAAGAAAAAAAGGGGGGGAAAAAAAGGAAAAAAAGGUGGUUUUUGGUAGAUUUGGUAAGCAGGGUUAUGAGUGGAAAAGGGGGUUGGGUAGUGGGUGGGGGGUUUGGGCUGGGUGGGUGGGUGGGCGGGGUUGCUUUUGGGGUUUGGGGUUUUUGGGGGUUGGGGUUUUUGUGUGGGUUUUUUUUUUUUUUCUUUUUUCUUUUUUUGGGUUUUUCUUUUUUUUUUUUUUUCCCCCUUUUUUUUAAACCCCUUUUUUUUUUUUUCUUUUGGGGGGGGGGGGUUUGGGGGGGUGGGGGGGGGGGUGGUGGGGUGGGGGGUGGGGUGGGGUGGGUAAAUUUUGGGGCUUUAAGGGCUUGGGUAUUGGGGUAGGGGGUUUUGGGGGUUUGGGGACUUUGGGGGAACGUCCUUACUUAUUUAAAUUUUCCAUUCCCCUCUCUGAACAGAAUAUCAUUUUACAAAAAUCUUUAAAUUUACCACGUUUCUCAAAAAUGCUUUGUCCCUGGUCUGUCCAACGGCAAAAUUUAAACAAAAUUAUUUGCUAUACUUCCCCUCUGCCCCUCCUCUUCCUCUUCCUUCCCCCAAUUUUUCCCUUCCCUUUCCCCUGCCUCUCUUCCCUCUCUCCUCCCUCUCUCUCCCUUCCUUUUCUCCCCUCCUCUUAAACCUUUCUACCCUACUGACAAGAUUCUCAAACCAACUGAAACCUACGAAAGGAAGAACCCCUGCCAAAAAGAUGAGGAAGGGCCGGUUUGGGGGAAAUGAAGUUUGGUGAGGAAGUUUGAAAAAGGGUAUUGAUGCCCGGCUUUUUUUUUUUUGGGGGGUUUUUUGGGGCCCCUUGGGGGGAAUCCCCCCCCCCCCAAGCCCCCCCCCCCCCCCCCUAAAGGGCCCCCCCCCCCCCCCCCAAAAAAAAAAACAAAACCCCCCCGGAGGCGGGGCAAAAGAAAAGGGGGAAAAAAAAAACCCCCAAAAGAAAGGGAAAAAGGAAAAGGGGAAGGAAAAAAAGAGAGAGAGGGAAAAAAAAAAAGACAACAAAAAACAAACAGUGGCCCCCCCCCCCCCCCCCCCCCCACCCCCCCCCCCCCCCCUCUCUCUCUCCCCUGCAGUCGUCUCAUCAAGCUAUAGGUGUUGUCAGUUCUACUGCUGUCAACCUUCCUCUAGCUCUGCAGUAUACAAACACUACUACAAACUCACUGAAUCAGCAGCAUCACUCUCUCCCUAUACGCCCUGGUCAAAGUAGUGCACUAUUUAGGGAAUAGGGUACCAUUUGGGACACACCCUGUAUCGUCUCCGCAACGCAACCACACACCACCGGAGCCCAAUUCACAUUCUCCCUCCCCAACAUCUCCAUGCAGAUGUGUGCACUGACAUACGUGUCUUCCUGUGUUCUGUUUCAGCCAUUGAACAGGAAAGGAAAGGGGACGCCACACCUUGAUGUGACUUGGUGAAGAAGAGGAGAAGAGGAGAUGCCACCAACAAAAGCACUUUGUUUUGUCUGUCUGUCUGUCUGUCUCAGUAUUCUACUUUAAGUCACUUUGUGUUGUAUAACAGGGUGCUGUAGGGCCCCAGGAGAUGUAAUAGUGGAGGAGGGUACAUUACAUUUUACAUUUUAGUCAUUUAGCAGACGCUCUUACCCAGAGCGACUUACAGUUAGUGCAUACAUUCAUACUGGCCUCCCGUGGGAAUCAAACCCACAACCCUGGCGUUGCAAACACCAUGCUCUACCAACUGAGCUAUAUCCCUGGGAUGCAUCCCAAAUGGCACCUUAUUCCCUAUAAAGUGCAAUACUUUUGACCUGGUCCACUAUAUAGGGAAUAUGGUGCCAUUUGGGAUGCAGCAAUGGCAUCUUCACAGGGGUCUAUCUAUCAUUAGGGGAAUAGAGUUGUAGCCUAGCCUCUAACCCCCUUACUCCCUAGCCUCUAACCCCCUCACUCCCUAGACUCUAACCCCCUUACUCCCUAUCCUCUAACCCCCCUACUCCCUAGCCUCUAACCCCCUCACUCCCUAUCCUCUAACCCCCUCACUCCCUAUCCUCAACCCCCUUACUCCCUAGCCUCUAACCCCCUUACUCCCUAGCCUCUAACCCCUUAACUCCCUAGACUCUAACCCACCCUUACUCCCUAUCCUCUAACCCCCUCACUCCCUAUCCUCUAACCCCCUCAACUCCCUAUCCUCUAACCCCCUUACUCUCCCUAGCCUCUAACCCCCUCACUCCCUAUCCUCUAACCCCCCUUAAUCCCUAGCCUCUAACCCCCUUACUACCUAUCCUCUAACCCCCUCACUCCCUACUCCCUAUCCUCUAACCCCCUCACUCCCUAUCCUCUAACCCCCUUACUCCCUAGCCUCUAACCCCCUUACUCCCUAUCCUCUAACCCCCUUACUCCCUAGACUCUAACCCCCUUACUCCCUAGCCUCUAACCCCCUUACUCCCUAGCCUCUAACCCCCUCACUCCCUACUCCCUAGCCUCUAACCCCCCUACUCCCUAGCCUCUAACCCCCUUACCUCCCUAGUCCCUAGCCUCUAACCCCCUUACUCCUUACUCCCUAGCCUCUAACCCCCUCACUCCCUAUCCUCUAACCCCCCUUACUCCCUAGCCUCUAACCCCCUUACUCCCCUAGCCUCUAACCCCCUUACUCCCCUAGCCUCUAACCCCCUUACUCCCUAGACUCUAACCCCCCUACUCCCUAGCCUCUAACCCCCUUACUCCCUAGCCUCUAACCCCCUUACUCCCUAGCCUCUAACCCCCUUACUCCCUAGCCUCUAACCCCCUUACUCCCUAGACUCUAACCCCCCUACUCCCUAGCCUCUAACCCCCUUACUCCCUAGCCUCUAACCCCCUUACUCCCUAGCCUCUAACCCCCUUACUCCCUAGCCUCUAACCCCCUUACUCCCUAGUCCCCUUACUCCCUAACCCCUAGCCCUUAUUUCCUAGCGUAUACCCAUCCAAACAACUCAGCAGUACCAAGGGCUCGGGGCUAAGGGCUAGGGGCUAGGGGCUAGCGGUUUGUUUCUUGAUCAGGCAGUUUUGUUGUUGAACACCAAACCAAGUCAGGCAUCCAGGCUAAGAGAGGACGGGGAGAGGAAGGUGGGGGGAUUAUGGAGAUGUUUUCAUAUUUCACUUUUUACUUUUCUUUAUGAAAUAAAGACAAAGGGGUGUAAUAAAAAACAACAGAUUUGAGUCUGACUUUCUCUUAAGAUGAAUGAUGUUUGAUAAUAAUAUAGUAGUCUCAAAGGGGGUAUGGACAGUCCCUAAUGAAAAUAUGCAGUACAUUAGACAAAUACAGAACAAUAUACAACAUUAGACUACCAAUACAAUAAAUUAAAUUAUGAAAUAAUACAUUAUUCUUGAGUAGAUGGAAUGAUCAUGGCAAUAGUGAGUUUUUGUGACAGUUUGGCCCAGUAGAAGGAGACAGAAGUUGAAUCCGACCAAUUAUUAUUGAAAAAAUGUAGGAACUCAGUCGGGUCUCAGCUUACUAUUGAGCAUUAGAAUAGUAGAAUACACCAGGUGCAAUUUCAAAAUUUGGUUGUGCAUCAUUAGUUUUUCUCUUGUUAUGACUGCCACUAACAGUUACUCAAUUAGGCAUGUCAGCUAACAAUUUUUAGAUUGACAGCUAUCUAAACUUGUAAUAAUCAUGACCAAAUACUGACCGGGCAUGCAGGGCACAUGCCCAGGGGCCUGACCUCCAGGGGGCCUACAUUUGUUAGUCAUUCUCACUCAGAUCAUAUUAACAUGGCAUAAGUCAUUAAGAAAUGUGUAGAAACAUAAUUUUUUCAUUACAUUAAGUGCACUACUUUUAACCAAAGCCCUAUAGGUGGCUGUUAGCCUAACUGUUAAGAGUGUUGGGCCAGUAACUGAAAGGUCUCUAGUUCGAUUCCCUGAGCUGAGUAGGUGAAUAAUCUGUUGAUGUGCCCUUGAGCAAGGCACUUAACCCUAAUUGCUCCUUUAUGUCUAUUACAAUGUAGGUGGGGGUUGGCUUAUGUUUGUGAGGUUGGCUCUCCUUUGAACUACCUGCAUUGCUAUCGCUGUUCUGAUGGGAGCACAUGCGUCGCCAGUCCUGGCUUGUCUACCCACUCACCCCCAGUUUUAUGACUCCGUUAAUACACACCCUGCGCCGUAAAUAUAGCGUAGCCUAGGCAACCUGAGGUGAAUAACAGCUGCGUAAAUCAGCAGUUAGAACAAUUGAAUUAAAACGCGUUUUAAAAUGUUAUCUUAAUCUGUGAUGCGGGUCAAUGUCCAGUGCUUUGAACCAGUCCGUUGGAUAACACACAUCACAAAGUCAACGUGUAGGCUACUGACUGUAGGUGGUGUAUUGUAUAUUAGCCCCAGAAAUCACCCAUGUCCCACUACUAUUAUUUUAUAUUCCUGUUUGUAUGCAAUCAAUGCAAAGCCUGAGAGGAAGACAACAUGGAAUACCUGUACCGAAAGGUGAGCGCCAUCUUAGCCUACUUAUUUGAUAUAAUUUUAAAUGAUCAACAUGCGAUGCCCCAUUUGAGUUGUAGUGAUGAUUUAUAAACUAUUGUAAUUCAUGUAAAUAAUAUCCUAUUGAUUCAUUAACGAUAGAUAUUGAUUGGUUUAUUUCGCAAUGAGCUUCUGUUUUUAAAGUUUCGAUGUUUAUAUAGGCUUGUAGCGUCCAUGUAAAAUAAAGCCCAGAUUGAUGGACUAUUGUUUUACAGGUUAUGAACCCAUAAAGCCAGUAGCGGUAAAGCCUAUUUGUAGGUGUCUACAAACAUAAAUGGGUUGAGAUCAGCCAUCAAAGAUCCUCGUUUAAUCGUCUUUUAUUUUUUUCCAGCUGCAGUGGAACCGUCAAGCGGCCAACAUCUAAUUAGUCCGGAUGAUCUUCACCUGCGCCUCGCCUCUGACCUACAAGUAUGGAAAGCCAAAAGGAUAACAUCGUCUUACCCGGAAGACAUCUUAACGCUUCAGCGUUGAUUUAACCACGCUUUGAUGUGGACGUUGUAUUGAUGGCAUGUUUUAGGAUCAACAGUGGCAAGGAUAUUACCCCACACAGGGGUCUGCCUCGGGAGGAGAGGAGGACAGAGGUGGUAGGAGGUGGAGGGAGGUCUGGCUGAUGGGAGGCAGAGAGGGAGAGACCCCACAGAGCCUCAGGACAGCAACACAAUUAGACCCAACCAAAUCAUGAGAAAACAAAAAUAUCAUUCUUUCCAAUGUGUCAAGUAAUUAACAAAAAAACAGAGCAAACUAGAAUGCUAUUUGGCCCUAAACAUAGAGUACACAGUGGCAGAAUACCUGACCACUGUGACUGACCCAAACUUAAGGAAAGCUUUGACUAUGUACAGACUCAGUGAGCAUAGCCUUGCUAUUGAGAAAGGUUGCGGUAGGCAGACCUGGCUCUCGGGAAGACAGGCUAUGUGCACACUGCCCACAAAAUGAGGUGGAAACUGAGCUGCACUUCCUAACCUCCUGCCAAAUGUAUGACCAUAUUAGAGACACAUAUUUCCCUCAGAUUACACAGACCUGUCACGCUCGUGGAUUGACGGCUCGGACCAAGGUGCAGCGUGGUAGGCGAACAUUUUAAUUCAAUAAAUGAACACAGACCAAACAACAAUAAUACACACGACCGUAAAGUACUGCAGGCUACACCGCCACUACACAAAACCAAAAUCCCACAAACUAAGGUGGGAAAACGGCUGCCUAAGUAUGAUCCCCAAUCAGAGACAACGAUAGACAGCUGCCUCUGAUUGGGAACCACACCCGGCCAACAAAGUUAUAGACAAACUAGAAUGGCCACCCAAAUCACACCCUGACCUAACCAAAUAGAGAAUAAAAGGGAUCUCUAAGGUCAGGGCGUGACAAGACCCACAAAGAAUUCGAAAACAAAUCCAAUUUUGAUAAACUCCCAUAUCUAUUGGGUGAAAUACCACAGUGUGCCAUCACAGCAGCAAGAUGUCUAACCUGUUGCCACAAGAAAAGGGCAACCAGUGAAGAACAAACACCAUUGUAAAUACAAUCCAUAUUUAUGUUUAUUUAUUUGCCCUUUUGUACUUUAAAUAUUUGUACAUCAUUACAACACGGUAUAUAGACAUAAUAUGACAUUUGGAAUGCCUUUAUUCUUUUGGAACUUUUGUGAGUGUAAUGUUUACUGUUAAUUUUUUAUUGUUUAUUUCACUUUUGUUUGUUAUCUAUUUCACUUGCUUUGGCAAUGUAAACAUAUGUUUCCCAUGCCAAUAAAGCCCCUUAAAUUGAAUUGAGUGGGACAGGGGGGGGGGGGGGGGGGGGGGGGGGGGGGCUUUUAAUAGUAUAUUUUACUGACUACCCCACUAAUGUAAUAUGUUCCAUUGAGACUCAAUUCAACCUAUUAGGGACAUAUAACAUGUCAAUAAAGUAAUUGUUUUAGGCCAUGCCCUGUGUUUUGCGCAAUCAUGUGACAUAGCAAGAUUGUAUCCUGUAUUUUAAGCCUUUUCCAGAAAUGAGAAUUACACCAAAAAUGAAAUCAAUUGUCUGAGGUGGUGCUGGACCAUCUGACAUGAAAACAAAAGGAGGACAGUUUGAUGAAAAAGCUUUAAAUAAACAUUUAAAUCCAGGCCCGUCACAUGAUAGCACAACACACAGGGCCCUAGUUAUGACACAUGUUGAUUAUGGAACAAGGUAUAUCAUGUUGCUUAGCUCUUUUGUUGUUCCUGGGCCUAUAUUCAUAAAAGCGUCUCAGUAGGAGUGAUGACCUAGGAUCAGGUCUCUCCUGUCCAUGUACAGUAAUCAUAUUCAUUAUGAUCUUAAAUGCACAACUGAUCCUAGAUCACACUGGACCUUUUUGUAGCGACAUUGUACAGUUGUAACGUGUAGAUGUUAGGUUGAGUCACAAUGUGUACAUUUCAGACUGCUUGACCAAUGUAAACAUGUUUCACCUGGCACAACAAACGACCGCUUAAUUGACAUGAGGGGACACAGACGGAAUGUAGGGGCCGGGGGGCACAAAGGGGGGGCUUUUCUAGAUAUGGUACCUGGGUACCACCCCACUAAUGAAUGUUCUUGAGACUCACAACAACCACUAGGACAUUAAGGCUGUCAAAAAAGUAAUGUGUUUAGGCAGCACUGGUUCUGGCCACAUGGGACAUCUACAACCAACAGACUGACCUGUUUUAAGCCUGUUCCGAAAAAUGGAAUUCAACCCAAAACAAACUGAAUCAAUGUCUGAGGUGGUGCUGGACACGCAUGAACAACAAAGGAGACAGUUUUGAGGCUGAAAAACUAAAUAAACAUUUAACUCAGGCCCGGUCAUGGUAGCACAACAACACAGGGACCCUGUUUAGACCAUGUUGGUAGAAACAGAUACAUGGUGCUUGUUCUUUGUGUCCUGGGCCUAUAUCAUAAACAAGCAGUCUCGUAGGAGGAUGACCUAGAACCACGGACCUCUCUGGCCCUGGGUCAACCAUAUCAUAGAUCUAAAUGGCACACUGUUCCUAGACGCACUGGGUUUGACAACAACCUGGACAUGUUCUCUGGCCCUGGGGACCAACUGUACACGUUGGACACAUGGGACUGCUGAGGCCUGGGGUCAACCAACCAACACACUGGAACACUGUUCUCUAGAGGCCCUGGGGGUCAACCAACCAACACACUGGAACACUGUUCUCUAGAGGCCCUGGGGGUCAACCAACCAACACACUGGAACACUGUUCUCUAGAGGCCAUGGGGGUCAACCAACAACACACUGGACACUGUUCUCUAGAGGCCCUGGGGGUCAACCAACCAACACACUGGGACACUGUUCUCUAGAGGCCCUGGGGGUCAACCAACCAACACACUGGAACACUGUUCUCUAGAGGCCCUGGGGGUCAACCAACCAACACACUGGAACACUGUUCUCUAGAGGCCCUGGGGGUCAACCAACCAACACACUGGAACACUGUUCUCUAGAGGCCCUGGGGGUCAACCAACCAACACACUGUUCUCUAGAGGCCCUGGGGGUCAACCAACCAACACACUGGAACACUGUUCUCUAGAGGCCCUGGGGGUCUACCAACCAACACACUGGAACACUGUUCUCUAGAGGCCCUGGGGGUCUACCAACCAACACACUGGAACACUGUUCUCUAGAGGCCAUGAGGGUCAACCAACCAACACACUGGAACACUGUUCUCUAGAGGCCAUGGGGGUCAACCAACCAACACACUGGAACACUGUUCUCUAGAGGCCCUGGGGGUCUACCAACCAACACGCUGGAACACUGUUCUCUAGAGGCCCUGGGGGUCAACCAACCAACACGCUGGAACACUGUUCUCUAGAGGCCCUGGGGGUCAACCAACCAACACGCUGGAACACUGUUCUCUAGAGGCCCUGGGGGUCUACCAACCAACACACUGGAACACUGUUCUCUAGAGGCCCUGGGGGUCUACCAACCAACACGCUGGAACACUGUUCUCUAGAGGCCCUGGGGGUCUACCAACCAACACACUGGAACACUGUUCUCUAGAGGCCCUGGGGGUCAACCAACCAACACGCUGGAACACUGUUCUCUAAAGGCCCUCGGGGUCAACCAACCAACACACUGGAACACUGUUCUCUAGAGGCCCUGGGGGUCUACCAACCAACACACUGGAACACUGUUCUCUAAAGGCCCUGGGGGUCAACCAACCAACACGCUGGAACACUGUUCUCUAAAGGCUCUCCAUUGUUUUCAACUCACUUAGGUUUCACACACCUUAUUUCCUAUACAGUGCACUACUUUUAGCGAGAGCCGGGCCCUGGUUAAAUGCAGUUCACGGUAUGGAUAAUAGGGUGCCAUUCAGCUGCAGCCUCUGACUGAAGGAAUGUCUCUCAAUAUGGUGGAGCCUGGAGGCUGGGGGGCAGCCUUUGUCAGGACCCCCCAGGGGUACGGCUGUAUUCAUACCCAGACAGCCCUGCAUGCCUGGGGGUUCACUGAUCAGCCUUCCCCCCUCUAUCCCCUCCUCUCUUACCUUGGUGUGAGAUACCAGACUCAGCAGUGGGCUGCAUGGUGGGCUGGCUAUCUGUGCCAUCACAACAGUCUGCAGGCCUGGCCCAUGUACAUAGAAAUGCAGUAAAAUAGAUAUUCCAAUUUAAAUGCUAUGAUCCAAGUGGACCGUUCGGCCACCAUAUUGGAGUGUGAAGAAUAUAAGGUGGCAGGCUGAAUAAGACAUUGAACACAGGCGGCAGGCUGAAUAACACAUCAUUGGGCACACACAUUGUAGGCUGCAUUUAGACAGGCAACCCAAUUCUCAUAUUUUUCCCACUAAUUGGUAUUUUGACCAAUCACAUCAGAUCUUUUCACAUCAUAUAUUUUUCAGAGCUGAUCUGAUUGGUUAAAGGGAUUAGUGAAACAAUUAUCAGAAUUGGGCUCUCCGUCUAAACGUAGACGUAGAGACUCAGGACACAAUCACAUAUCAUCUAAUAAUCACUGUUGCUGGGCAGAUAUUAAAGUCAACUUACUAUAUAGUAAAGGAGGCACAAACUGUCUUUCUGUCCCUCAACAAUCCUAUGAGAGGAGGGUCCAAUGAGACUGAGACUAGCUACUGUAGCUAGGUCUCUGUGUUUGAAAACACAUAUUAGUCUGAAAUGUAAUGUUAGAUCUAAGCAGGCUGAGUUACUACACAUAGCACCCAGUCUGAUGCAGAAGGAGAGGACCAUAUAAUAAAGGACCAUAUCUGACCUUAGUACAGGCCUGGUUUAAGGCAUAUUGAUAUAAUAGAUGAUCUUCUAUAUAACAUUUAAAGUCACAUGGGUAGCGAUACAUUUAGCCAGUCAUCAUCAUCUUCUAAGUAUAGAGAAGGCCCAUCUAUAGGCCUACACAGUGAAGCAGGCUAGCUCUAGGUUUGCGUCCCAAAUGGCACCCUAUUCGCUAUAAUGGCACCCUAUUCGCUAUAAUGGCACCCUAUUCACUAUAAUGGCACCCUAUUCGCUAUAUAGGACACUUUGGACCAUGGCUGAUAGUGAGCCGUUUGGGACAAAAUUCUCUCUUCUCUUCUUUGCAUCCUCUGUGGCCUAUAAGACUUCCUCUUUUGACUGCCUGUGACAGGAAAGGCAUAGGGUGACAAACUGAAGUCCACACUGCCGCCUCACAGUUACAGAGACACCAGAGAGGCCUGUAGAAACAGUACCAUCGCCAGUAAACUAAUGCUAAGUAUUUAUCUAUCCACCUAUAUGGCUUACAGGAUGAGCAUGGUGUAGCAGCUAAGGACCAACAUGAGACUAAAAAGGGGAGACUUACUGUUAACUACCGUGUACAUUCACAGAGGUUUCCUGGAGUGUGGAUCUGAUUCCCUUGUGUGGAUUGUCUAGGAGGAAAGCCAAAGCCCUGGACCUUACUCACACUUGAGAAAAGCCUUGGACUUUACUAAAAACCGUGGACCUUACUAAGAGAAGAGCCUUGGACUUUACCAACAGAAGAGCCUUGGAUCUAGGAGAAGAGCCUUGGACUCAAGGCUUACUAAGACGAGAGGAAAGCUUUGGACAGAAGAGGACGAUGAGUUUUGACAGUGUUCCUGCCAAGUCGGAGGUGAUGGGGUGGAACGCCCGCAGUCUAGCCGACUAUAUGAAGAGGGUGAGGGUGAACACUUUAUGGCUCGUGUUCUUCUGUUGAUAAUGCAGGUCUUAACAUCAGUGGUUCAUCAGCAUUACAAUUCUCAUCUUUCUUGUGAUUUCGGUUUAGAACUGAAUUGCCCAUAUGAGUGCCAGCAGUUAUGAGACAGAUCAGGGCCUGUAUGAUGCCUCUCAGAGUAGGACUGCUGAUCUAGGACCAGGUCCUCCCGGUCCAUUCAUUAUAAUCUAAAAGCCAAAACUGGUCCUGGAUCAGCACUCAGGUGCUUCAUGAAUACAGACCCAGCUCAUUUGCAUGCAUUAAGAAAGUGAGAGUGACCUCUGUCCUGAUGUGUGACAUCUCUGGUGUGUUGUGACGUUCUCAGCUGAGGCUGUCCAGUUGUGACAAAGUGGUGAUGAAGACCAGCAUGAACGGAGCACGCUUUCUGGUAAGAGGGUGGGUGUGUGUGUGGGUGUGAGGGCUUGUGUUGGUGUUGAGCGUGUGUGUGUGUGUGUGUGUGUGAGGGGUUGUGUUGGUGUUGAGCGUGUGUGUGUGUGUGUGAGGGGUUGUGUUGGUGUUGAGCGUGUGUGUGUGAAUGGGUGUGAGGGGUUGUGUUGGUGUUGAGCGUGUGUGUGUGUGUGUGUGUGAGGGGUUGUGUUGGUGUUGAGCGUGUGUGUGUGUGGGUGUGAGGGGUUGUGUUGGUGUUGAGCGUGUGUGUGUGUGUGUGUGUGUGUGUGUGUGUGUGUGUGUGUGUUUAUUUGUGUGUGGCUGUGUGAGGGUUUGUUUGUUUUGUAUGUGUGUGGGUGUGUGCAGCUGCUCUUGUAUACUGUGAUACAACUAAGAUGGUACUUUAAUGAUCUAUGCUGUCACUGUACCGUUACAGAAGAUGAAAGAUGGCGACCUUCAGAAGUUUCCAACCAUUCAUAUUCCGUAAGUCUAAAGUCUAAACUAUUUAAUUUCAUAAUCAGAUAAGGUAACACUUGUGAAGCAACUCUGGUCCCUUAAGCAAGUCUUAACCAGUCUCCUCUACCACACAAAAACCUCCUUGAAAGUCUUUUACUGAGACCAUUUAAUCUGGCUGUUACAAUACAGUUGGUUUGGACAUGGUUGUGUCUGUGUGUGUGUGUGUGUGUGUGUGUGUGUGUGUGUGUGUGUGUGUGUGUGUGUGUGUGUGUGUGUGUGUGUGUCUGUGUGUCUGUGUGUCUGUGUGUGUGUGUGUGUGUGUCUGUGUGUCUGUGUGUGUGUGUGGCUGCUGCAGUACUGUAUAAGUCAGUGGCUUUUAAUAACCGUGAUGUGGUUUCUAUAUGUGGUGUGUGUGUGAUGCUGGAGGACGUGUAGCUGGAAAUAACCUGAUGAAUCUUCUAAUGAAAAGGCAGAGAGAGAGAGCGCAAGACAGAGCAUGAUGGUGUGUGUGUGUGUGUGUGUGUGUGUGUGUGUGUGUGUGUGUGUGUGUGUGUGUGUGCGGACAUGUUUAACUAUACUUGUGGGGACCAGAAGUUCCCACAAGAAUAGUAAACUAACAAAAAUGUGACAAGUUGGGGACAUUAUGUUGGUCCCCACAAGGUCAAAUGCUAUUUCUAGGGGGUUUAGGGUUAAGGUUAGAAUUUGUGUUAGGGUUAGGGUCAGGAGCUACGGUUAGGUUUAGGGUUAAGUUUAGGUUUGGUGUUAGGGUUAGGGUUAGGGUUAAGGUUAGGUUAAGGGUUAGAAGUAGGGGUUAGGGAACAUUUUUAAUGGGACAGAAUUUUGUGUCCCCACAAGGUUAGUUAUACAAUACUGUGUGUGUGUGCCUGCGAGAGAGAGAGAGAGAGAGAAAGAGAGAGAGAGUGAGAUUGAGAGAGAGAGAGAGAGAGAGAGAGAGAGAGAGAGAGAGAUAAAGUACUGAAUUUGAUAACAUUGUGUUACUCAAUGAUUUCAAUAAAUUCUCUAGAGUCAUCACUAAGAUCUGUAGUGAGAUCAACAGGAGUGAAGAGGAGAAGUGGUUCGGUCAGAGGUGAGAAAUACUAAUCUACUAGCCUACACAUAGCAUACAUCUCCACCAUGAGAACUCAUCUCUGAUGUGUGACAGGACAGUAGAGAUACACUACACAACCAUGUUCCUCAUGUCUUCACCAGAUCAAAGGAACCUAAGAACCAUCAACAAGGUAAACAGAACUGUACUGUAUCACGGCCCAGCCCCACUGCCCUAACACUACAGCUACUAUAUCUCAGGAGAAACAUCUCCCUCCCUCUCCUCAUUGUAUGGUUGGUUUUCUCUCUUUAGAUUUUGUACACGAAGUAGAUGAAGCCUGGGAUUCAGAAGAGUUUGUGAGUCUGUCGUGUACUGCAAGACACUCACUUUGACAUUACAUUGCUACCAAACCACAUAUCCAUCCACAGAAUGUAUAAAUCUAGCUUUAGAUCAUCAAUAGAAGACCCUUGUCAUCAAAACCAUAUCACUAAUCACCAACCUGUCAUUUCCCAUUUCCCACCUCUCCUCCCCUCCUCUCCUCUCCUUUCCUCUCCCCUCCCCACAUCUCCUCUCCUCUCCUCUCCUCUCCUCUCCUCUCCCCUCCCCACAUAUUCUCUCCCCUCCCCUCCCCUCCUCUCCUCUCCUCUCCUCUCCUGGUCUGUCAGGAAAUGAGUGAUAACGACUAUGAGAACCCUGAUGAGGACGACAGUUAUAUCUCUGCCUUGUCUAACCGCCUGCCACCCCCACCACCUGCAGAGGGAGAGGAGGAAGAGGGGAGUGAUGAUGACUAUGAGCCUCCUCCCUCAUCGGCUACAGAGGAGAUCCCCCGCCUCCUCAAUCUCACCAAGCCCCUAGGGAACAGUGACUAUAUAGGUACAGAAGCUGUACAGUUAACCAUUACUGACUGUCUUUAGUAAAUACAUACUGUAGGUUCAAUAGCUCGGCUGUGUGUGUGUGUGUGUGUGUGUAGAUUCUGUGUGUGGAGGUCCGCCAAUAGCCCUUCCAACUGGAAGGACUCCCAGACCACACCAGCGCCCUGGUCCUCAGGCCCCAGCCCCCAGCCAUAACACAGUGAGUGACUUCUUCAUCACACCAUCACUAUUUGUAGCCUCUUCUCAUCCUGUCUUCUUUACAGAGCCCUACCUUUUCAUACCACCAACCUUUAACCUUUUCAUCUGCUCUUUCUUUUAUGUUACCAUCCGUCCAUUUCUUACCCUCCUCAUACUCCUCUCUUUUCCUGAGAUCAAUCAUUGUUAACUAAGCUUCCAACACUCUCCCGCUCUCUGUCACUCUCUCUUCCCCUCACUUUCUUUCUCUCUCUCCCUCUCUCUAGCUGGCCAGACCUCCCACAUCCAGACUAGACCCCUCCCCUCAGAGGCCAUUCAAAGCUGCAGGCAAACGUAAGUCACUCUGAUCAUGUUAUCGGAGAUCAUACGGUCUGUCUCUUAGCUGCUUGUGUUGAUAUUGUAAAGAGUAGGACUAUUCCGAUGUGAUCAGCACCAUGAAAAUAAGGAACAGGAGGAUAGUGGUUUAAAGCAGGGAUUCCCAAACAUUUCUUCCUAAAUAUCUUCCUCCCACAGCCCCAACAGGCCCUUCUGUCCCCCUGUUCGACCGAAGCAAGAAGCCUGGACAGCCCGCUCCCACCAAGAAACAACCUCCUCAUUAUCACGCAAACACCAAAACAACUCCUACAAGUAACUAGCUGUCAACUGUCUGUUGUCCUGUUGAUUUAGCCUCCUAGUCUGUUUAUUCAGUUCAAGUCAAGUCUUUUCAAUUCAAUUCAAUAUUAAUCCCCAAGGGGCAAUUAGAAAGGCAUUGUCAGUAGUGCCUUACAAAGACAAAGAAAAGUCAGCUUCGGUAGGAACAGAUUGCCACCAUUAUGGCUACUGUUGACUAGUAGGUUGAGAAUGCAAUGUUUUGUCCUAACUUCUGUCUUUCUUGUGUCUGUUUGGUGACUACCAACGGUGUCCAGGAGAGGGCAGUCCAUUCCGCUCUCCCCAGCCCGCCAUAGUGAAGCCACCUCAGCUAGAGGCCCCAACGCCACCAGACUAUAGGUAACCUAACCCUGACCUCUCCAUUACCAUUAACUCCUUGACUGUAACUCAACAGUCUAAAGGUGCUUGUUCCUUUUCUCGGUUUUUCUAUUGAAAGACAGUCUUGAUGAAGCGGCAGGUAGCUUAGUGGGUAAGAGCGUUGUGCCGGUAACCGAAAGGUCGCUGGUUCUAAUCCCCGAGCCGACUAGGUGAAAAAUCUGUCGAUGUGCCCUUGAGCAAGGCACUUAAUCCUAAUUGCUCCUGUAAGUCGCUCUGGAUAAGAGCGUCUGCUAAAUGACUAAACAUCUAAACACGAAAAACUGUUGUUUUUACGGGUUCAAGUUCCUUCAGUAAAUUCAGAGAGUGAAAAUUAGAGGAGAAUAAUUCACUUUCGACUAUUGAGAUGAAGAUCGAGCCCCGUCCUCCUAACACAUUGUACUAGAAUGUCUUCUCUACCAACAGAUCGAGCUCCAGUAAACCUGCUCCUCCUUCUCUUCCUGCUCCUCCUUCUCACCCACCUCCUUCAAUGGUCCACAACACAAAGCCAGGCACAGAGGAGGUGAGCAGAUCAAUCAGUCAAACACCCUUUUUACAGCAGUAGUUUACAUCAGCAGAGCCUUUAUGCAAUCCAUAUCGUCCAUACUGCUUUUCAAACGUCAUUUACAUAUCAUCAUAACAAUAUUAUACAUGUAAUAAAAAUGAGAAUGAUCAAGUGCAUGUAAUUAGCGUCACUGGCCACAAUAUGGCACUGUUGCAGUAUACAAACACUAGGGUCAUGACCACACUUCUCUUAGAGUCCACACACAAAACACUACAAAACCUAUGAAACACAACCAUGCAGAAACACCCCACAGGUAACGUGCCUAAGAAUUUAACAGCAUUCAAAAACAAGUGUAAAAACCGCACACUAGAGAAGACUGGUGUGUGCGGUCUAGAGUGCUGUUUUACACGUGUUUUUGAACAGCCUACUAGUUGCUCCUGCCCAACCAACACGUGGAUCUAGACACAAUGGGUUUUCUCUUAAUUUUUUGCAUUCUUACACUGUUGGUCUGUUGCUGUUCCCUGCUGUGUGCAGGACAUGGUCCCUGUGUGGUAUGGAGGACUGGUGACCAGAGGCCAGGCUGAAGCAUCACUCAGAUGGGUUAACAAGGUCAGGAAUCCCCCUCCCCUGGUGGGCUUCACUAACACACACAACACGCACCCACACAGUGUGUAUCAAUGUAGCUGUGUGUGUUUUCAGGAUGGAGCGUUUCUGGUGAGGGACAGUUCCAAGGGCUCUUCUGAGCAGCCCUACACCCUCAUGGUGCUGAACCAAGGCAAGGUCUACAACGUCCAGAUACGUCACCAAGGCAACACAUACCACCUGGGCACCGGCCUCAUGGGUAUCGAGGUAAACAAACAGCCUCCUCUCUGCUCCGUCAAGAGAUUCCCUCACAAAUAUCAAUUAGACUUCUCUUCUUUUUAGUAGAUUUUUUCAUGAUUUUAUUGAACAGAUAGUGAGAGAGAAUGACGGUGGGAAAAUAUAGAGGUUGUGUCAAAGGUCACUAGGCCGGAUUAAAACCUUUGUGGACACUGUAUGUGCCGGCGUCAUUACCAAUCAGGCCACAGAAUUUCAGCUUAGCAUGCAAAUGCAAUAAAACAUCGGUCAUCUAGCUAGCAGGCACUUUUAUCUAAAGUAGCUUACAGUUUACAAACAGAUCUGGGCCUCAGGCUGUAGGGUUUAUUGGCUGUGCACAGAUAAACACCACCCACUUGUUGUCUUGAUGACUUAAAGGCCCAGUGCAUAAAAAAAUAUGAUUUUCCUGUGUUUUAUAUAUUUCCACACUAUGAGAUUGGAAUACGUUGAAAUUGUGAAAAUGAUGCCAUUUUAGUGUAAGAGCUGUUUGAAAAGGCCGCCUGAAAUUUCUGUUUUUGUGGGAUGGAGUUUUGGCUUGCCUGGUGAUAAUCAGGCGGUAAAUUAGUUAAUAGACCAAUAAAAAAAAGAGUUCCAAACCUCUCUGCCAGUUUUCAGUUUUUCACUCCCCACUCAGACCACUCCCAGACAGUCCUAGCAGAAUUCUUGCUUGAGAAAUUGCUCUUUGCUAAGAAGCUAUUUUUGUUUCCUUUUGACAAUCUUAAUUAAUACAAUCACAGUAAGGUACUUAAUUGUUACCCAGAAAUGAUUUGAUAUUGAGAUGAAAACGGCUGCGUUGAACCUUUAACACAUCGCAGGUUGACGUUUGUCAUGAAUCUUGCCUUUGAGGCAGAACUGAGCGAUUUCCGCUGGUAAGGCCAGCUGCAAAGUCAAAAUGGUCUAUAUCAUAAAAAAAUUAUGAAAACAAACAUUUGCUUUUUGGUCUUAAUUUAAAGUUAGGUUUAGGCAUUAGGUGGUUAGGCUAGGGUUAGGUUUAAAAUCAGAUUGUAUGACUUUGAGGCAAUGCCCGCUAAUGACCACUCUGCAGAGUUCAUGACAAUAAAUGCCAACCUGCUAACACAUCAUAAACUAACCAAUGGUUCUUUCCCUUCUCUGCUGCUGCUGUUGUUGUGUUGCUGAUGCAGAGUUUCCCAGGAGUGAAGGAGAUGAUAGACCACUACACACACACACCUCUGCUGCUCAUAGACAUGGAGAUAGGAACUGGAGCACAGAGCCAGUGCUGCCUGCUGCACCCUGCAACCACUCUGACCAUAACCAGCAACACAGUGUGUGUGUGUGUGUGUGUGUGUGUGUGUGUUCUCAAUGACUUACCUGGUUAAAUAAAGGGAAGAAAACAAACGCAUAAAGUAGCUGGUAGAGAUAGAAGGGAGGGAACCAGAUUUUUAUUAGGAAGCGUAUUCACAAUGGAGUGUUUAUUUUCAUGUUAUAAGGUUAAUGUUAUGAAGUUGCAUGUCGUAAGUUAAAUGUAGUGAAGUUGUAUAUAUUAUACUAGUCUUCACCUGUCAUUUUUAGGUUGUGAUCAUUAAACUGAGAGAAAAAUGUGUUUGAUUACAAGUGUGAUAUGUGGACUAAUGUUGGACCCUAUCCAGUUCUAUAACCCAUUGGCUCCAAGCUUUCCUCACACACACACAGACACACACAGACACACACACACUUCCACCUUUCCUCUCCUCCUCCUGUCUAUCCUCUCCUUCUUCCUCUCCUCUUCCUCCCUCACUCCUCAGCCUGAAGUCAUGUUUGGCAGGGUCACCCCGUUCCACUCUGUUCAGAGAGGCCAUCUUGUCUGGGUGGCUGAAGUCACACGAACAGGUCACACUGUGUCAGCUGGGUCCGCACUGUGAACCACAUUGUAAAAAAAUAAUUUAAAAAAACACUUCAGUCAAAAGUAGUGCACUAUAUAAGAAAUACUAGAGUACCAUUUGGGAUGCACGGCUGUCUCUGAGGCCUUUGUGUGUGAAGACAUUAUGGUCCUUGUGUCUCUCAGCACUCUGCUGGGAGAUACCCAGACACCCCACGUUGUUCUAACCCUGCACCAACCGACAUACCCGAUUAAACUUAUCCAGGAGGAAUUAUACUUAAAUGUGGAAGAAUUAUAACAAGUUAGCAGUGUGACAAAGCUGGCCUUUAACCCCCUUUUUUAAAGGGGGUUAAAAUCAAAAGGACUGGGUCUACCAAAAUGUAGUAGAUAAAGGAGAGGGUUGGGAACACUGUAGUAGAUAAAGGAGAGGGUUGGGAACACUGUAGUAGAUAAAGGAGAGAGCCCAGAGGGGUAAAGAAGAGAGAUACAGACGUACCUACAUGCCAGUCUGUCCAGACACUCAGCCACAAAUUGGUUUACAUCCCUGUUUGUGAGCAUUUGUUCUUUGCCAAGAUAAUCCUCCACCUGACAAAUGUGGCACAUCAAGAAGCUUGUGCUGGGGACAAUAAAAGGCCACUCUAAAAUGUGCAGUUUUGUCACACAACACAAUGCCAAAGAUGACUCAAGUUUUGAAGGAGCGUGCAAUUGGCAUGCUGACUGCAGGAAUGUCCACCAGAGCUGUUGCCAGAGACUUUAAUGUUAAUUUCUCUACCAUAAGCCGCUUCCAACGUCGUUUUAGAGAAUUUGGCAGUAAGUCCAACCGGCCUCACAACCACAGACCACGUGUAACCACGCCAGCCCAGGACCUCCACAUCCAGCUUCUUCACCUGCGGGAUCGUCUGAGACCAGUCAUCCAGACAGCUGAGGAAACUGUGGGUUUGCAGAACCGAAGAAUUUCUGCACACACUGUCAGAAACCGUCUCAGGGAAGCUCAUCUGCAUGCUGGUCAUCCUCACCAGGGUCUUGACCUGACUGAAGUUCUGCGUCGUAACCGACUUCAGUGGGCAAAUGCUCACCUUCGAUGGCCACUGGCACGCUGGAGAACUGUGCUCUUCACAGAUUAAUCCCGGUUUCAACUGUACCGGGCAGAUGGCAGACGGCAGACAGCGUGUUUGGCGUAUUGUGGGCGAGCAGUUUGCUGAUGUCAACACUGUGAACAGAGUGCCCCAUGGUGGUGGUGGGAUUAUGGUAUGGGCAGGCAUAAGCUACUGACAACAAAUACACUUGCAUUUCAUCGAUGGCAACUUGAAUGCACGGAGAUACCGUGACGAGAUCCUGAGGCCCAUUGUCGUGCAUUCAACCGCCGCCAUCACCUCAUGUUUCAGCAUGAUAAUGUACAGCCCCAUGUCGCAAGGAUCUGCACACAAUUCCUGGAAGCUGAAAAUGUCCCAGUUCUUCCAUGGCCUGCUGCAUACUCACCAGACAUGUUCAGUGGCAACCCGUCAUUCAGGGCAGGUGGGGCAGAGCCCACAUUUUUAGCAAAAUAGAAAACAUUAUUUUAUUUUUGGGGGGGGGCUUUCCUGUUUUGCAUGUUAUUUUGGCAUUAAUACAUGUCGCAUACCCCUCUUAAUUUCGCCUUUUGUUCUGACUUGGUGGUGCACAUGUAGCCUAUAACCUGUUUUAGAGAAAUGUAAUCAUCAAAUAUUGUAAGAGCUUUCAUUGUCUGCUUAUAUGCCCCCUUUAUUUAUCCUACGGUUCUGACUUGGUGUACAGGGAGAACACUGUAAGAACGGCCCAUGUUCUGAAUUCUGUCGCUGUACAUUUCAAAAGUGCUAAACAAAUAGUAGUAACCAAAAAAGUGUUAAACAAAUCAAAAUAUAUUUUAGAUUUUAGAUUCUUCAAAUAGCCACCCUUUGCCUUGAUGACAGCUUUGCACACGCUUGGCAUUCUCUCAACCAGCUUCAUGAGGUAGUCACCUGGAAUGCAUUUAAAUUAACAGGUGUGCCUUCUUAAAAGUUAAUUUGUGGAAUAUCUUUCCUUCUUAAUGCAUUUGAGACAAUCAGUUGUGUAGUGACAAGGUAGGGGGGGUAUACAGAAGAUAGCCCUAUUUGGUAAAAGACCAAGUCCAUAUUAUGGCAAGAACAGCUCAAAUAAGCAAAGAGAAACGACAGUCCAUCAGUGGUCCUCUGUAGCUCAAUUGGUAGAGCAUGGCGCUUGUAACGCCAGGGUAGUGGGUUCGAUCCCCGGGACCACCCAUACGUAAAAAUGUAUGCACACAUGACUGUAAGUCACUUUGGAUAAAAGCGUCUGCUAAAUGGCAUAUUAUUAUUAUUAUUACUUUAAGACAUGAAGGUCAGUCAAUACAGAACAUUUCAAGAACUUUGAAAGUUUCUUCAAGUGCAGUUGCAAAAACCAUCAAGCGCUAUGAUGAAACUGGCUCUCAUGAGGACCACCACAGGAAUGGAAGACCCAGAGUUACCUCUGCUGCAGAGGAUAACUUCAUUAGAGUUACCAGCCUCAGAAAUUGCAGCCCAAAUAAAUGCUUCACAGAGUUCAAGUAACAGACACAUCUCAACAUCAACUGUUCAGAGGAGACUGUGUGAAUUAGGCCUUCAUGGUCGAAUUGCUGCAAAGAAACCACUACUAAAGACACAAUAAGAAGAAGAUACUUGUUUGGGCCAAGAAACACGAGCAAUGGACAUUAGACCGGUGGAAAUUUGUCCUUUGGUCUGGAGUCCAAAUUUGCGAUUUUUGGUUCCAACAGCCGUGUCUUUGUGAGACACAGUGUGGGUGAACGGAUGAUCUCUGCAUGUGUAUUUCCCACCGUAAAGCAUGGAGGAGGAGGUGUUAUGGUGUCGGGGUGCUUUGCUGGUGACACUGUCUGUGAUUUAUUUAGAAUUCAAGGCACACUUAACCAGCAUGGCUACCACAGCAUUCUGCAGUGAUACGCCAUCCCAUCUGGUUUGCGCUUAGUGGGACUAUCAUUUGUUUUUCAACAGGACAAUGACCCAACACACCUCCAGGCUGUGUAAGGGCUAUUUGACCAAGAAGGAGAGUGAUGGAGUGCUGCAUCAGAUGACCUGGCCUCAACCAAAUUGAGAUGGUUUGGGAUGAGUCGGACAGCAGAGUGAAGGAAAAGCAGCCAACAAGUGCUCAGCAUAUGUGGGAUUUCCUUCAAGACUGUUGGAAAAGCAUUCCAGGUUGGUUACUACAUGAUUCCAUAUGUGUUAUUUCAUAGUUUUGAUAUCUUCACUAUUAUUCUACAAUGUAGAAAAUAGUACAAAUAAAGAAAAACCCUUGAAUGAGUAGGUGUUCUAAAACUUUUGACCGUUAGUGUGUUUUUUUAAAAGGCAGUAAAUGAGGCUGAAUGAACUGUUUAACUGCCAGACAAGGCUCUGCUGAUAGCCAGGUGUACCAGUGGUAAAAUGUUGGGACUGCUGUUGGGACAGCUUUAUGUAGGCCCUAACAGUUUGUGGGCACCGUUUGUCACCGUUCUAGUGCAAUUAAUGUGUUGUGUUGUGGCAUGCAUCCCACUUUGUAUUUUUUUGCCCCACCAAGAUUUACAUGCUAAAAUCGCCACUGGACAUGUCACCCAUUGAGCAUUUUUGGAUGCUCUGGAUCGACGUGUACGACAGCGUUUUCCAGUUCCCACCAAUAUCCAGCAACUUCGCACAGCCAUUGAGUAGUUACAUGCAAACAAUAAUGAGAUUCCAGAUAGUCAGACGAAUACAAUAGUUUGAUUAAAACGUUUACAUGCUUUGCAAGAAGAACGAUUCCCCUAAUAAUCCUGUUUAUAUGGACACAUCUGAAAUCAGGGUACCUAAAUGCAGAAAAUCGGCAAUCAUAACAGUGAACAUGUUAUUUUUGGGAAGCAUAUUUGAUUCUGAGUUCGGACAUAUAAAGUAUGUAUGUGAAAACUACUUCUACUACGCAUACAUUCAGUUGUUCCGUACUCCCUUCUCUCGCACUAAAGAGGGAGGCUUGCUCGGCUGGUGCUAGCACACACGCAGAUCAAAUACACCGCUGGAAUGCCGAUAUAAGGUGUUUACAUGUCCUUAACAUUCAAAAGAUUGCUCAGAAAACCAGCUGUUUUAAACGGCAUAUGCUUACGAUUUUGACCUUACGCCAAUUAAGAUAAGCAAAGUAAGGUGUCUACAUGACUAUUGCAUAAUAAUAAUAAUAAUAAUAAUAAUAAUAAUAAUAAUAAUAUGCCACUUAGCAGACUACUGCUAUAAUCCGUUUAAUAUCAAAUUAUUAGUGUGCAUGUAACCGUACUCAUUGAAGAGGAGUGGGACAACAUUUCACAGGCCACAAUCAACAGCCUGAUCAACUCUAUGUGAAGGAGAUGACUCGCUGCAUGGGUUAAAUGGUGGUCACACCAGAUACUAGCUGUGUUUGAAAACUCAUAGUAACCUUACUAUUUGUGACAUAAAUUGAGUAUGUAGUAUGCUUAUUGGUCAUAGUAUGGAUAUAGUUAGUAUGCCAAAAGUUCCCGGAUGUGGUACUACAUUCGCCAAAAUACGAAGUAUACAAGCAGUGGACACUAUUUCCGUGCUUUUAGCGCCCAUAAUGCAAUUCUUCCGAAAAUGGGCGUGGCUUCAACGUUUUCAGAUUUGAAGAAAAUGGCGGAAAAUAUGCAGCCGAAGUCCGACGAGAGAGGAUACAACUAAUUAUGACAAAUGUUAAGAAAAUAUUGAGCAAUGUGAUAAAGUAAUGAAUUUUCAAAUAAGUUACACGUUAUGUUGGCUGACAAUUUGUUAGCUACGCUAUCCUUACGAACCGUAUAGCAUAUCAUUACAGCAGUAUGUAUAGCCGGUGUUAGCUAGCCAACUUACCUAACGUUAGUUGGCUACUAAUACAUUGAACUUGCCAGUAUAUUAACUAUAUGCUCUCUAACUACCCAACGUUUAUUGACUUGAGUAUUCACGUCAUUUUAGCUAAGUGGUAUAGUCGUUGUGCGUUCUCAAUGGACAUUGUUAAUGAAGUUGUAAGAUGUCUAGCUAGUAAUUUGUUAGCUAUGCUAACAAGCUAGCAAGAAGUUGCAUAGCAACAGCAUCAACUUCAGGUAGACAGGUCGAUGUGCUAGUACACAACUGAAAGGAUACCGUUUACAGUAUUCUAAAAUGAACUAAUAGUAUAUAGUACAUACACUCAUGUGGUAUACAGUAUGUUAGUAUGGGUAUUCGAACACAGCUACUGACUGGUUUUCUGAUCCACGCCCCUACCUUUCUUUAAGGUACAGUAUCGGUGACCAAUAGAUGCAUAUCUGUAUUCCCAGGCAUGUGAAAUGCAUAGAUUAGUGUCUAAUGAAUUUAUUUCAAUUGACUGAUUUCCUUAUAUGAAUAUCUGUAACUCAGUAAAAUCUUUGAAAUUGUUGCGUUUAUGUUCAGUGUACACACUACUCUGAAGAAUGUGGUAAAGGCUUUAGAAACUGUAAGCCUUAAGUACAAACUCUACAGUACCAUGGCUGCUGGGGUUAUGACUGGGAUGUGACCAAGAAUAUGUGGAAUGCCAACACGUGUAUGCACAUUUUACCAACUCCUUUUGGCAUUCCAAUAAACAAGCUAACAGUCAAUAUUCUCUAUUCAAGUUUUAUAUUUUUAUUUGACCAAACAGGCUGUUACGAACCCCGUGGCUUUAAAAGUCUAGGGUGGAUGGAAAAGAGGCCCGUAACAUAACUCAUGCAAAUCAGGCUAUUGCCAAGGAACAGUGAGAACAAAAUACGCCAACAACCAAAUGCUACCGUCAAACACACAAUGUUUAUUAUAAAACACACGGUUAAUGGUUUGGGGAAAAGGGGCUGAGCUGGACCCAAGGAAUGAAACAAUAAAGUCGCUCUGGAUAAGAGCGUCUGCUAAAUGACUUAAAUGUUAAAUGUAAAUGUAAAAAAAAAAACCCUAAACUGAUCUUGCCUGCCUCAAGAACUACUACGCUUACUACUAACCAUACAAAAAUACAGUGGGUGGUCCGCUCAGGUCUAACUAGUGUGUUUAGACAAGGUUUUCCUACGGGUAGUGUAUGCCCAAGGGCGACUUGCUAAAUCCUCCUUUUCCCAGGCACAAACAAACAAUAUAGGUACCAUACGGACUAAACAGUUAACGAGUGAGUACACAAAAACAAGACACCACCGUAUACAUACUCACAAACAAAAAGAGUCUGUCAGAAAACACAACUGACUAGCUUUUAAAACAAGGGGAUGUGUGAUAUGAUUGGGUAAGAAAACAGAAACAGGUGGUGCAAUCAGGAGAAAUGUCCACUGAUUGGUCAAUCAGCAGAUUAACUGAUGACUGAUAGGUGGGACACACCAACGACCUCCAAUCAGGAACACAAAGGACAACUGUGAUUAGGGCAGAAGGAGAGGAAAAACACAUACAGGAUACCUGUAUUCGUAACACAGGCAAACCACAAAUUCAUAACACAACACUAAAGUUAAUUGAAAAACCUGUCUACAGGUACGUAACACAAUAACAUACAACAGCCUGCUGCUCAGCUUAGACAGCAGUGUGGUGCCCUUGCGCUCUGCAUGGUGUUCACUACGCCCUCCGGUAGUCUUAACAUGGACCAUUGGUGCCGUUCAGCGGCCAAGCCCACAGACUGAGGCGGUGUGGUCUCGGAUGCGACUGAGUUCCCCCGGCCUGAGACAGCAGGUCGGGUCUCAGGGACAGUUGCCAAGAUGUCCCAGACAACAGGGACAGGAGAAAGCUGAACCAGGGUCGUCUGGGACCACCAGCAGCAGACGAUGCUCUGCCAUCCUGGUCCUGUCCAGCACAGCCUGGAUCAGGGGAAAAGGGGGGAAUGCGUAAAGCUCCAACCCUGCCCAAUCGUGAGCCAGAGCAUCCAAGCCCAGAGGCCCUGGUGGCUCCGACAUGGAGUACCACAGGGGGAAGUGUGCAUUGCCCAGGGAGGCAAACAGGUCCACCUGCGCCCUCCCAAACGUGUCCCACAGGUGCUGCACCACCUGGGAAUGUAGGCUCCAGUCCCAAGGUGGCGGGCCCUCCCUCGAGAGCAUAUCCGCUGCCACAUUCAGGAUGCCAGGUACGUGCGCUGUGUGUAGAGACGCUAGACGUGGAAGGAAAGACCGCAGGGCCAGCAGUACAGCUUGAAGCUCUAGUGUAUUGAUGUGCCUGCCGCUCCAAGGGGGUAGCCAACAGCUGCUGGCCGACAUGCCCUUGGUCACACCCCCCCAGCCGACCCCCAGGAACAGCCUAUCACUGGCCAACAGGGAACAGCCGUCGUCGCCACCGAAGCUAUCAACCUACUGACGCAGGGCAUGCACCCUCCGUUCAAGGUGGUCCCAGCGGUUGGACUCCUGCCCCCAUCCAGGACUGGCAGCAGAUGGGCUCUGCCUGCGGUGGCUCCGGCCACGCUUCCUGGGAGGGGUACUGGGCCCAGUAGAGGGACUAAGAGCCCGCUGGCGCACCACUCUUGAGGGUGGGAGCUCGUCCCCAGCCUGAGCCCGAGCCUGGCCGAUCCAUUCGCGCAUGGCCUCCAAUCGCGCCAGGCGCAGGCGUUCUGAGAACACCACACACAAAAAACAGGCAUCCAGUAGGGCGCUCCAGCGUGGCUCAAACCCAGGCAGUGUAUACACAAGGUAUGCGGAUCCCCAGGGGGGAUGCCACCAUCACACCUGUCACAGGGAAGCCAUAAGCUCAGCCAAGCCAACAAGGCCACGGAGCAGGGGUCCGACGCCCUGGGCAAGCUUAUGUCGUGA